Molecule: messenger RNA, 3091 nt
Organism: Lates calcarifer (barramundi perch)
Lineage: Eukaryota; Metazoa; Chordata; Actinopteri; Centropomidae
Gene: umad1
Product: UBAP1-MVB12-associated (UMA) domain containing 1
Exons: 4
Coding region: 261-704 (147 amino acids)
Source: RefSeq, a predicted model, not a curated record
ACAUUGAGGUCAGUGACGUCAACAACAUAACAUAACAACAUGGAUGAUACUGCACAGAGGGAGUACAGGCAGAAAAUUAAUUAGGUCAUACUCAGUGGGUUACAGUAGGCUGGCAGAACUAACAUUUAGCGGAGCCAUACACUGUUCAGCUGAAACUAACUGAAUGAAAGCAAACUAACUGAAACUAAAACAUGGAACCAUAAACUGACUUUAUCGUCGUAUUCUGAACUUCAUGACAAGACACAACGACAAGAAUAACCAUGUUUAAUUUCCUUGGACUGCGUAAAGACUCAAAGAAGUCAACACCCGACAAGGAAGUAGAUGGAGGCUUCGUUAUCAUUGGAGAGACAGUUGAAGAACAGAGGAGGAAGAUACAGACCAUGAACAUCGCACAACCAUCAACGAACGUUGUAGUGCAGCCAGCAAAGUCAUCCUACACAGCUCCGGCUCAACCUGACGACAGAAAGCUCCCCACAGCUUUUCCUACCACUGAGCCUGUAGCAGGGCCCUCUGCAGUGGAAGCUACUUCUGCUCUCCCGGACGUACUCGGGGACGUCCCCUUCACUUUGGCUCCUCAUGUCCUGACCAUGCAGGCAGGAUUCCCCCUCAUUCCUGAUGUGCUGCUGUCCCGGGACAUUAACUACAACCUGGCUAAUUUUCAGUAUGACUUCACAUUAGAGAACUCUGUGCUUCAUAAUGCCUAGUUUUUUGGAAUUUUAAUAUCAGGACUGUCAUCAGGAGUUAACACUGUGGAGAAGAAUUAUGAAGAAAUAAAAGCUCAGUAAAAUUACAUCCAAUAUAUUUAAAAAAGUUGUAGAACUGCAAAGCAGUGAAUUUCUUUAGCUAAGUCCCUGUCCCUGCUCUUUAAUUUGAAAGUGGAGCCAUGGAAAUUAAAUGAAAUUAGUACUGAUGACUGAGAGCAACAACAGAUAUGACAGUAUCUGAACUGAAUGGACUUGUGGUUGCUCCUUGUUGUGUUGCUCUCAGUGUGAACACUCACAGGAAGUACAGUGCAGUAUAAUGAUGUCUGACUGUGAAGAGGAUAUGUAGGGUUAAGCCAAAAAUGAACACACCUGAAAUGUCGGUAUUAAUCCAUCACUGAUCAAAGUGUAACCAAGAGGUUGGUCAACAAACUGUGAUAAAUGGUUUACAAUGUUGAUGUUUUAUAAGGGGCAGUCAGGGUAAGGAUUUUACCAUUCCCCUUUGUUUCCUCUUCCAAAUAAGUUUGACUAACCUUGUUCAAUCUAUUUGCCCAUCUGAUUUCCUUUUGCUAGACUUCUGCCACCCACCCCGACCCUGACAGCUCCAGACAAAGUAUCAGGUUUUUGGCCUGUUUGCUGUAAACAGCUUUGGGCCUUGGGUUGGGUUUGUGUUUGGUUAUUUUCAAAUUCAUACAACAAAUUCAAAUUUAACUCACUUGUCUGGCUCUGUGUGUGUUUUUUGUUGCAAGUAGUUACUCAAUGCCCAGAGGGAGUAGGAAAAGGCAGACGUGGCCAAUGCAUUGCAUUAGCGUCAAGCAAAAAUCCAGCUCCAUGUCUCGGGUUGAGUUUAGGUCAGUACCAGUCAGGUUCUGAUGAGUUGGGUUGUAAAUGUAUACAGGCUGGUUUUGGGUCUCAGUGCAGAACUUUCCAAACUGCUGCUGUCUUUUUCCCAACCAGAAUUUUUAGUGAUGCCUCCAUUUUGCUAGAGCCUCCACAAUUAUUAUUUAAUUAUAAAAAAAAAUUACUUUGAAAGUACAAUCCUUUUAUUCCAGAUAUGCAUGGUGGCCCAACUACAACAACAUUUCAAAUGCUAUGAGAAAAAAAUCCUCUUUAUUUGAGCUCAUUUUAGGACGUAGCACCUGGAUGACAAUGCAAUAACUUUAUUCAAAACUUUGUACGUAGAUCAUGAAUGACAGGAAAAAAAAAGCCUACCUCCCUGAGUUAAACCCAAGUCUUCAAUAGAAUCACUGGCUUCAAAGUACUGAUUCAUGUCAGGAUGUGAAUCAUAUUACUGUAGGAGAUGCAACACGUGGAGAUUGAUUGAAUGAUAAAGUGAAAAUGUGCAGUAAGAAUAUUUUUACUAAUGACAGCUCUUGCGUCAUAAUUUGAUACCAUUUAUACUGUAUAAUUGCAAGCAGCAGCAACACUUAAAACAAUGAAUGUCUUGACUGUCUUAUAACUGUAAUUCCCUACAAAUGACCACCAUGCUUGCAUUUUGCUCCUUGAAUAUGGCCUUCCUUUUAAUCCAACAUAUUUCUCUGCCAUCAUUAAUUAAUUGUUUUAUUUAUUCUGUCUACAUUUUCCAUUAGUCUUUGCUUUCUUCUGUUUAUUGAACACACUUUUCAUUAGAAUGCAGUCAAUAAUACACGCCGUUAGUUCUGACUUUGCUCAGUAUACAGUUUGUGCACUAGUUCUAGAGUGUCUUUUCCCCAAGCAUUGUUAGUGCCUGGCCUUUAUUUAUUUUUUUUCGCUGGUUACUGCCAGUAUCUGAAUAUCAGCUUUCAUUUGACAGUUUGUGGUAUUUAAAUCUUAGAGAAAUCUUAGUUAUCUCUUGUGCUUUGUUGCUGGUUAACACUGUAAAAAAUGUAGAGGAUUUCACCUCAUCAUUCAUUCAUCUGUAGUUCUUGUUUUGAGUACUAUUGUCCUAGAUUGAUGUGUGCAUCUCGACUUGAAUCAUGUUCUCAACAGACUACAUGAAGUUGGCUGUACUGAUGCCUUCACCGGGGUGAUGUCCUACUUUUCUUUUGAGUUAUUUUGAUACAUUUUUACAUUGAGCACAGAAUCCUCUCUGAAAAGAGGAAAUGUGUUUGCAUAGAGUCAUGAAUUUACCCAGGAAUACUGUAUUUGAACCUUUGAUUGUUUCUACAUGAUCAAAUUUGGUCUCCAAACCUGUUGUGCCUUUAAUAAGCAGUCCAUUUACCUGUCAAAUCAAAGCUUAGAAGCAGACAUCCAUCUUUUAAGGCUGUCCAUCUUUUCCCUCUCACUAAAAUUCUUUCAUGAACUAUCCUAUUCCCUGAAUUUAAGUAUCUGUUGAUGCUGGUAUUGUGUUCUCUUUGUUGUGACUGUAACAGCAACUUACUUUACAAAUAAAUUGAAAGAACGUUGUUUAA